AUGAGUCUGAAGCGCAUUCUGGUCCUGGGCGGCGCACCGGCCGUGCUCGGUGCGGCAUGCAGCAAGGAUUACACUCGCAACGGGCUGGUCUGGGGAGACGCCAUCCGGCUGAACCAAAUUCAAGUCGUCGGCACGCACAACAGCUACCACGUCGAGGCGCCAGACGAGGAGAAGGCCCUGAUGCUCAACCUCAGCGCUGACACCCAGGACCUGUUUUACGGACACCCUCCGCUGGAAACGCAGCUUCAGGAACAACAUGUGCGAAACCUGGAACUGGACGUCCUGGCUGAUCCCGAGGGCGGCAACUACGCAAAACCACUCAUCAGGGCGUUCGCCGGGCUGCCCUAUAACACGGGGCCCGAGUUCCAAACGCCCUCGACCAAGGUCUUGCACAUUCCCGAUCUCGAUAUCAACACCGUCUGCACGACAUUCACGGCCUGCCUCCGCGUCAUCAAGUCCUUUUUGGACGCCAAUCCGUGGGCGGUGCCCAUCCCCAUCAUGACCGAGUUCAAGACGGCCAUGGCCCUGGGGCAGUCGCAAGGCGGCGCCAAAGUCAUUCCCUGGGACAAUGCCACGCUGCUGGACGGGCUGGACGCCGAGAUCCGCUCCGUCUUCACAAGCAGGCAGCUCAUCACGCCGGACGACAUUCGCCGGCCCGGCAUGACGCUCGAGGAGUCUGUCCUCAAGUACGGCUGGCCGGAUCUGGAUUCAGCAAGAGGCAGGGUCUUGUUCCUCAUGGACAACGGGCCCGAAGACCCCGUCAACGAAAAGUACAUCGAGGGAAGGCCAAACUUGGAAGGCAGAGUAUUGUUUACGAAUUCCGCACCGGGGAGGGCAGACUGCGCUUUUCAAAAGCUGAACGAUCCCGUGACGGAUGCGUACAUCCAGAAUGUGCAGGAGCAGGUCAAGGCGAACUACCUGGUGCGAGCACUGGCCGAUUCGGCGCUGAGCACGGUGCGAGACUGCAGCACGAUCCAGCGCGACGGGGCGUUCAAGUCCGGCGCGCACAUUGUUUCUACGGAUUUCCCGGUGGCGGGCAUGAGCGAGCGGUACGGCGGGUGCGAGUAUGUCGUUGAGCUUGGGGACGGCAAGGUGGCACGGUGUAAUCCUGUCAACGGGCCGAGAGGGUGCGUUGACGAGGAGCUGGAGUGA
Molecule: messenger RNA, 1152 nt
Organism: Metarhizium robertsii ARSEF 23
Lineage: Eukaryota; Fungi; Ascomycota; Sordariomycetes; Hypocreales; Clavicipitaceae
Product: 67 kDa myosin-cross-reactive antigen family protein
Exons: 4
Coding region: 1-1152 (383 amino acids)
Biological process (GO): lipid metabolic process
Molecular function (GO): phosphoric diester hydrolase activity
Source: RefSeq, a predicted model, not a curated record